Molecule: messenger RNA, 1110 nt
Organism: Arachis duranensis
Lineage: Eukaryota; Viridiplantae; Streptophyta; Magnoliopsida; Fabales; Fabaceae
Exons: 3
Coding region: 1-1110 (369 amino acids)
Source: RefSeq, a predicted model, not a curated record
AUGAGUUCAAGGAAAGCUUUGGAUUAUUCAUCAGGAGGAUCCUUGCAAAUGAUGAAAACUGCUCAAGAGGCACAUGAUCUUAUAGACAUGGUGGCCAAUAAUGAGUAUUUCUACUCCUCUGAAAGACAAGCUGCUCCAAAGAGAGGUUUGGCUAACAAGAACCAUGAAGCCUCACUGAGAAAUUUAGAAAGACAGAUUGGAAAAUUGUCCAAACAACCAGCUGAGAGACCAACCAACUCUUUUCCAAGUGAUACCAUCCCCAAUCCUAAAGAAGAAUGCAAAGCAAUUCAACUCAGGAGUGGAAGAACAUUGGAGGAUGACAAGGCUAGCAGUAAGGAAGAAGUGGCAAUAGAGGAAAAAGAUCAAGAGAGUUCCAAGAAAAGAGAGGAAGAGCCACAAGCUUCAAAGAAGGGAAAACAAGUCAUGGAAGAGCAUCCACAAGAACAGAGAAAGAUGCCUUUAUAUGCAAAAUUCCUCAAGGAACUCAUUAAGAAGAAGAAAAACUGGAAUGAGAAGGAGAUCGUGAUCUUGACACAAGAAUGCAUUACAGUGACUCAGAAGGGUCUUCCACCAAAACUCAAAGACCAUGGGAGUUUCAUCAUAUCAUGCACCAUUGGCAAUAUGGCCUUGGAAAAAGCUCUCUGUGACUUAGGAGCCAGCAUCAAUUUGAUGCCUCUCUUACUAAUGAAGAAGCUUGCAAUAGAGGAAGCCAAACCCACCAGAAUGUCACUUCAAAUGGCUGAUAGAUCACUCAAGAUACCUAAUGGAGUUGUGGAAAACUUAUUGGUGAAGGUAGGAAAGUUCAUUUUCCCUGCUGAUUUUGUCAUUUUAGACAUGGAAGAAGAUGGACACAACUCAAUUAUCUUGGGGCGACCUUUCUUAGCCAUAGCAAGAGCUAUCAUUGAUGUAGAGAAAUGUGAAAUGACCCUCAAGGUGCAUAAUAAACAAAUGAUCAUCAAUGUCUUUAAGGCCAUGCAAUAUCCCCCUGAGAAGGAAAAGCAUAUGAGGGUGGAGAUGAUAGAAGAAUUGGAUGAAGAGCUGCUUGAAACACACGGUCAAGAUGCUCAAGAAGAAGAAAUGGAGACAGCCCAAGAGGUCUUAGAGGAAUAA